Molecule: messenger RNA, 3111 nt
Organism: Astyanax mexicanus (Mexican tetra)
Lineage: Eukaryota; Metazoa; Chordata; Actinopteri; Characiformes; Acestrorhamphidae
Product: meprin A subunit beta-like
Exons: 14
Coding region: 16-1965 (649 amino acids)
Biological process (GO): proteolysis
Cellular component (GO): membrane
Molecular function (GO): zinc ion binding; metalloendopeptidase activity; protein binding
Source: RefSeq, a predicted model, not a curated record
AAUUUAAUUUAAAAAAUGUUGCUUUCUACUGUUUUGUUGUGUAUAGACGGUGAAUUUAAGGACAUCUUUGAAAUAAACAAAGAUUUAAACCUUUACCAAGGAGAUAUCAUGGUGGUGGACAAGCCGCUUACAAAGAAUGCAAUUCUGGGUAACAAGUACCGGUGGAAUGGGUACAUUCCCUAUGUGCUGAAUAACAGCCUGAGCAUAAACGACAAAGGAGUUAUUUUAAGAGCUUUCGAGCAGCUGAGACUGAAAGGAUGCAUCGACUUUAAGCCGCGGACAACAGAAACCGACUACGUCUCUGUGGAAGCACAAACCGGGUGCUGGUCGUAUAUCGGGAGGAACGGUGGGAAGCAGCAGCUCUCUAUUGGAAUUGGAUGUGGGUAUGUUGGUAUUGUGGAGCACGAGUUUCUUCACUGUCUGGGCUUCUUCCACGAACAGAGCCGAUAUGAUCGAGACGACUACGUGACAAUCCAUUAUGAAAACAUCCCUGAAGAAAGAAGAAACAACUUUGACAAAGUAAGCGAGGAUGAAAGCACCGUGCAGGGAACUCCCUAUAACUACAUGUCUCUGAUGCACUAUGGACAAUACGAAUUCAGCAAUACAAGUAAACCCACCAUCACUGCUAAAGACGCCAAGUUCCAAACCUUCAUUGGUCAGCGCUAUGACCUGAGCCCUUUGGAUGCAGUCGAACUCUACAACCUUUAUAAAUGCAAUGAAUCCAUCUCCUUUCUGGACCGCUGUAGCUUCAAAGACGGCACCUGCCAGAUGGCUAACUGCUCUUCUGCUAAUGUUAGUAACUGGGAGAUUGUGAGCAACGUUUCUGGAGGUCCAUCUAGUGAUCAUACCAACCUGCCGCCCAGGGAUAAUCUUACUCUGUACAUAAACAACAUUUCCUCAGAGCCGCCGUUCUUCAUGCACUUCAGCACGAAGACUGGACAGCCUGGAGACUCGGGUCGACUGGAGAGCAGAGAGAUGACCCCCCGCAGAUCCUGCAAUGUCCAGUGCCUGGAGUUCUUCUACUAUCACAGUGGAAAUGAGACCGACCAGCUCAACAUCUGGAUCCGAGAGUACCAGAGUGCUUAUGAUACUGUAGGAACCCUCAGGCUUAGGGACCAGAUUACAGGAUCUCCCACUGAUCACUGGCAGUUCCGCCUCGUGCCACUGGACGCGAGUAAGACGUUCCAGGUGGAAUUUGAGGCACGGAAAGGGAACGGAUAUUCCAGAGGAGGUUUCUCUGUGGAUGAUAUCAACCUGUCGGAGACAGAGUGUCCUCAUAGCAUAUGGCAGAUCAACAACUUCAUGGAGACCUUGAAAGAACACAUUUUUGUGUACAGCCCACUGUUUUACUCACCCGAAGGCUAUCGCUUUUAUCUAGUGCUGCUUCUGAAUUCUAAUACCUUGGAAAUUCGUAUAAAUUUGGUGUCUGGUAUCUAUGAUGACCGUUUGCAGUGGCCUUGCCCAUGGAGACAAGUGACUUUCACCUUGCUGGACCAGAACCCCGAUAUCAGAAACCGUGCAUCGAAACAAAGAAGCUUUACAACGGACCCCAAUCUGGUCAUUGGAGGUAAGCUGGUGUGGGGCCGGCCGAGUGAAGUCGGAACUCAACAAAUAAUCUAUGGCGAGACUGUGAAUGUUACUACACCAAUGGGUUAUGCCAUCAUUGAUUCAACACAUUUGGGUGACAUGCAGUUUAUCAAAGGUGGAGACCUCAUCGUUCUCAUCAGCAUGACAGAUAUCUCACCCCUGCUUCAGAAUGACACCUUGCCCUGCCCCACAGUUCCAGUGAAGAACAUCAGUGUCUCUCUGGGUGCUCAAAUUCAACCCUGCGUGACGAGGAGUCUUCCCACUAGUACUCCAGCCACGAGCACCACUACGCCUUCAAACGCAAACACAUUGGGUGCUGAUAUUGUGCAUCCUUCAGUUGCCCUCCUGCUGGCACUGGUUCUAAUGCUAGUGAACUAGCAGCUAAAUCAUCUAUAUUACCCUGCGCUGGUGCUAAUAGCUAACACAAACGCUGUUAUUAAUAUUACUAAAACUGCUGUUGUUCUAAAAUAUAUAUAUAUAUUUCUAAAUAUCUAAAUAUUUUGGGCGUGGCAUCUAUACUAUACAGUUCUGAUUUAAUGAUUAUAUCUAAUCAAAUAAUCCAGCUGAACAUAAUACAGGGUUCCUGCGGGUCCUUAAAAAGUCAUAAAAGGUCUUAAAUUAAAUAAAAAGGUCUUAAAUUUACUGUAAAUUUGCUGUAGGUAUUCCAUUUAAUGCCGGUGGGAAAGCACAUACUAACAUUAGCAGCGAGUAACUAGGGAGAGAGCUAAGGUUAGCUAAGAGCUAGCUAACAUUAGCUGCGCGCUAGCUAACGUCACCAGGGAGAGAGCUAUGGUUAGCAGAGUUAACAUUAGUGGCGAGCUAGCUAACCUACUAACGUUAGCGGCAAGUUAGCUGUGUUACCGGGGAGAACCGAGGGUUAGCAGAGAGCUAGCUAACAUUAGCGCUGAGUUAGCUAACAUGCUAAGAUGUUCUACAGCACAAUGGAACAAAAAUGAUAAAUAAAGUAGAUAACAAUGGGAAUCGUUAAGUUUAAAUUUUCAAUACAAUAAAUUAUUUUCUACUUAAGAAGUUUUUACUACAUUUUUGGGCCUCAAAUUCUAUUUAUUGAGGUCUUAAAAAGCAUUAAAUCUGACUUUUAAAUGGAGCAAGAACCCUGUAUAUAUUUUUUUUCUAAAUAGCUAAAUAUUUUGGGUGUGGCAUCUAUACUAGACAGUUCUGAUUUAAUGAUUAUAUCUAAUCAAAUAAUCCAGUUGAACAUAGUACAGGGUUCCUGCGGGUCCUUAAAAAGUCAUGAAAGGUUUUAAAUGAAAUAAAAGGGUCCUAAAUUGACUUAAAUUUACUGUAAAUUUGUAAACUAUUGCAUUCCUUAUUAUUUCUGAAUUAUUAUUAAAUGAUUUCAAUCCCUUUGAUGUUGUAAAUGCUUGACAACCCACUCCAACACUCCACAGUGAGUUUAAAAUAAGAUAAUAACCCAGUUUUCUGUGUAAACAUCCUUUAUGCCUUUAAAACACUUAAUGGAUGGCGUUUUUUUUGACAGAAAAGCUAUAUUUUGUCUUGUCUGAC